UUCCUUCCUGGCGAAGAGAGCGAAUUCCCCGUCCGUACCCCCUCGUUGAUUGUUACUCUAGCAGAGGAUUUUGAAGGAUUCGCAGUUUCCAGAUAGGAUCGAUAGCUAAUUCUGACCAGAAAGAUGGCAUAUGCUGUGAGUAGAGCUGGAAAUGGGAAUGGAUUGGUUAUUCCCAAGAAUCACAAAAAACUACUCACACUGAAUGUGGACCAUUUAUAUCAUCUGGCUCUGGACACGCAGAAAGACGACCUAGAAAAAAUGUUUGGCGAUGUCCAGUUUGUCUGUUUUGGUGGGCAGCCAUCUAGAAUGGAGAAAUUUUCUGCUUUUGUUGCUAGAGAAUUGAACAUAAGCGAUCACGAGAUGGAUGGGGACACUCCCAGGAAUUAUGCCGCCGGUACAGACCGGUACUCCAUACACAAAGUUGGACCAGUUUUAUCUGUUAGCCAUGGAAUUGGAAUCCCAUCCUUGUCUGUUGUUUUUAAUGAGAUCGUCAAACUGGUUUAUUACGCCAAGUGUAAGGACGUCGAGUUCUUCAGGAUUGGUACAUGCGGAGGAGUAGGACUGGAGCCCGGGACGGUAGUUGUCACAGAAAAAGCAGUGGAUGGUGAAAUGAAUCCUUACUACAAACUGGCCGUGCUGGGUAAACCAGUGCAACGUUUGGCUAAAGUUGACCAAUCUUUGAUGGAAUCGUUGUUAGAUUGCUCGGAACCAGACGACAAUUUCAAAACUGUUAAAGGAACAACCCUUUGUGCUGAUGACUUUUAUGAAGGUCAGGCAAGGCUAGAUGGCGCCUUCUGUGAGUAUGAAGAAGAAGACAAGAUGAAAUUCUUACAAGAACUUAAGGAGAAAGGAGUUUGUAACAUUGAGAUGGAAUCACUGGGAUUUCUAGCUAUGUGCCACUACGCAGGAAUUAAGGGGGCGGUUGCGUGUGUGACGCUGCUGGACAGAUUGCAACAAGACACACUUUCUUGUGACUUGCAGAUGUUGAAGAAAUGGCAGGAAAGACCUCAGAAUAUAGUUCUACGACACAUAAAGAAAAAACAACACAUCAUGAAUGGCGAGAGUUAGAUUGUUCGUGUGUUACUGAUCUCGUCAUAGACGCUAGAAUUAGAGACUAAGAGAACGAUAGCGAUACACAUAUUACCUAUAGAAAGGUUCGAAUCUCUACUAAUUCUGGAAUCCUACAAUGAUAUCUGAAAUGUCAUUCGUUAGUUUCCAGGUUAUCCAUCUUUAGUUGUCCCAUAUUGCUGUUGAGCGGGUUUGUUACAUGGUGCUGUUCAGUGUUUUCUAUAUUGACAUGAAAUUUUGUUCAUGAAUGUUGCAUAUCAUGCUAGUGCUCAGUAUUGUAAAUUUAUUGCAUGAUAGUGAGAGAGAUAUGAAGAUUUAUUAAAUACGUAUACACCCAAGAAAAAUCAUAUUCCCAAAGGGCAAAACUCACAAACUUACAGAUUCGCGAAUUUUUCAAACCCAAACUCUGUCAAUAUUCAUCAAUGCAAGUUUUAAAAAUCCAUAUUAUGGUUGCAUAUUUAUGGUAUUUUCCCUCUAUAACUACUGUCCAACAUUUAGCACACAUAUUGGCAUGAAUGUUUAUGGAGGGAGCGCUUGAUUUGUCCACGCCGUUGCUCACUCGGUAUAGUCACAGGCACUCGGCAUUUUAAAUAUCUAUGAUAAAAAUGUCUUUUUAUAAACAAGCUAUUCACGUUUGUUUAUAGGAAGACAGUUUUUUAUUAUAGAUAUUUAAAACGUCUAGUGCCUGUGCCCAAGUCACACUCCAAAAUAUUUAUUGAUUUUUGGCGCCAAGAAUUAUCCGCUUAUAUAUACUUUACAGAUAACAAACUAUGGAGAAAAAAUCUGCAAUUGUUCGACCAUAUUGAAUUUUUUCCAACAGUUUAGGUGGUGUACACCAAAAAGUGUAUACCUUGCAUUUGAUUAUAGAAGUGUACACCUCGAGGAAGGGCUAGACAAAUCAAGUGCAUUCAUAUGAGUGCAAUACGCAUGUUUUUUUGAGAUGCGUCUGAGUUAUUUCCCUUUAAAGAGAUCUCCUAUGUACACAGUAAGACGGAUGCAUCAUCACAAACUACGACUUUUGUCUUCGUUCACACUACGUCAUAGCCGGGGUUCAAUGAUUGCGAGAACCCUUGACUAAAUCAAUAUUUAUGUUCAUAAAUCAAUUAAUCGGGGAGCUUUCACAAUUUAUUUUUUUGAAUGAAAAAAAAAAAAAAAAACACUCGGAGAUCAUUGCGUGGAAUCCGAGGAUUGCCUAUUGGGAAAAACUGACAUAAUAAGACUUACGAACAUAAGUGGCAAGAAGUGAAAUAUACAGCAUUCGUGAUUUUCAUCCGUUACUGUCAAAAUAUUGAAAAAUGUUCCCGUCCGUGCAGAGAUAAAUCUUUUCAGUUUGCGCUGAGUUAGUAUGUAAAACUUAUACGGUACCAAUUUUGAUGCACCAGAUGCGCAUUUCGACAAAUAAUGUCUCUUCAGUGAUGCUCAACCGCAAUGUUUGAAAUCCGAAAUAACUAUGAAGUUUUAGAGCUAAAUAUAGCCAAAAACAGCGUGCCAAAAAAGUGGAGCCAAAUUCGUCCAAGGAUAAGAGCUAUGCAUGAGGGAGAUAAUCCUUUAUUUUGAAAUGAAUUUCUAAAUUUUAUAACAGCAAUUAAAUAUACAUCCGUAUUUUCAAGCUAGUAACGAAGUACUUAGCUACUGGACUGUAGAGACCCUCGGAGAGACAUAGGUUUUUGCAAAAUCUUUAUUUAAUUAAAAUUUGCGCAUGAUAAAAAUAUAUCUUUCAGAGGAAUUUCAUUUACUGAAUAAAAUUAAAAAUCUGGUAAACUUUUGAUGCUAAAAUUUUCCAUAGAUAAUCAAUUAUUUAUAAUUUUUAAAAUGUUGUCAAGGGCAAUAACUCCUAUGCUGGAAUUUCCUCUACUGCAUGUCUAUGGCACAAUGAUUUCCCUAAUAUCCACAGUUAAUUUUCAUAUAUCUAUGAAUUAGCAGUUUUCUUAAACUGUUAACAUUUGAAAUUUGUCAUUUCAGCAAGUUUUCUAUUAAUUUUCAUUAUUCUGUUUAACGAAAAUCUGUGAUUUUUUGAUGUUGAUAUAUACUUCUGUUUUUGUAUGUCUGACAUCUUUAAAAAGGUGGCAACAUACACAUUUUCUUUGGUUAUUGAUUAAAUUAAACUAUA
Ostrea edulis (European flat oyster) is the source of this 3178-nucleotide messenger RNA. RefSeq names its product uridine phosphorylase 1-like. Gene Ontology annotation, molecular function: uridine phosphorylase activity. The transcript has 7 exons. Gene Ontology annotation, biological process: uridine catabolic process; nucleotide catabolic process. The record is from RefSeq and is a predicted model, not a curated record. Gene Ontology annotation, cellular component: cytosol; cytoplasm. NCBI's taxonomy places the organism in Eukaryota, Metazoa, Mollusca, Bivalvia, Ostreida, Ostreidae. Bases 124 to 1068 code for a protein of 314 amino acids.